AUUUCCUGUCGGUAUAUAUAUAUGUGUGUGUAUAUAAAUAUAGUAGUCAAACUGACCAGAAUCCGCUGCCUGAAGUUUGGUUUGUUUAGGGCGGUAACUGUGAGCUGAGAUGUCUGUGGUACCAUCUAUAUUCAAAAUACUGACAUUAUGUUCAGCACUUUCUCUUUUGACGGGAGUAACGUCGUGUAAUUGUCCAGAGGACGAAUGCAUGAGGAUAGCUAACACCAGGAAGAGAUGUGAGUGUUGUGUUUUCGUUUUCCUUGGUAAGCGAUCUGGGGGACCAUCAAAUUCUGAGUUCAGCAGAGAGGAUCCGAGUGAUCAUAUCACAAACAAGAGGACUCCCCAGUCUGCUUCAUCAUUAUACGUGGUUUUGACGGAUCUAGCAAGUUCGUCGCAAAACAAUGAAUUCAAUGGACACACAUCGACAUACCAGGAUAGAACGGCCGCAUCUUCUCCUAUGGUUCAGCGUUAUGUCCCCCGUGUGUUCGGGGAGUACUUUAAUGAUCGGUCGGGCCUGUUCAGACACAUUACCGAAACAUCGAACAUGGCCUAAAGAACUCCAGAAAGCACUAUUCCAAAAUCAAAUGUUUUUAUCGAGAAAUCUAGAAUUUUAAGCUCAAAAAUUUCAAUUUCAGAAAUCAUCAAAUCUUGAACAUGUCAAUGGUAGCAAAAGGUCUCACUUCAGGACAAGCGAAAGUGUAAUUACUCUUACUCUUAGGAUUUAUGUCUCAGUUCAGGACAAGUAAGAGGGUAAUUAUUUUUAAGAGUUAUGUCGAGUGGUGUAGUCAUUACGUAUGUGGAGCUGUAGUUAACAAUUAAAGGAACGAACAUGCAAGGAAUUGUUUUAUUGGUGAUAUUGUACACAUGAAGUCUUGUUCGUAACAUUGCUACAUGUUGAAUAUGAAUAUAAGCCUC
Molecule: messenger RNA, 915 nt
Organism: Pecten maximus
Lineage: Eukaryota; Metazoa; Mollusca; Bivalvia; Pectinida; Pectinidae
Exons: 2
Coding region: 110-553 (147 amino acids)
Source: RefSeq, a predicted model, not a curated record